AUGAAGAAAACCUUAAUAACAUUCUUGUUGUUGAUGGUUAUGGUUAUCUCUACGAAAAUAGAAGCAUCAGAGCUUAGAACUCAAGGUAUAUUUAUAUAAAAUAUCAGGGAUGACCUAUACUGAAGCAUAAAAUCUAGAUGUUUCUCAUUUAAAUUGCCACACUGAUUUUGAAUAUAUAAUAGGAGAGUUGGCAAGAUGGGUUGAUAUUAUAGAUAAUAGAGAACAAUUAAUCAAGGAUCUUGCAAUAAUUAAUUAAGUUAUAAGCAUAGUAGAAAAAGCCAAAGGUACAAUAUCAGUGAUUCACUAAACAAUGCUAGUGCAAAUAUAAAAUAAAGUGAGCAAAUCACUAUAAAGUAUAUUUACAUAAAACAAAUGGGCAGCUUGUAAGGUAGAAGAUGCUCUUGAAUAUGUUGCUUAAUUAAAUAGCACUUAAAGUAUUAAUUAUGAAUCUAAAUUAGCAAAUGAGGAGAAGAUAGCUUUAGCAAAUAAAAUCAUAGAUCAUUUGAGAUAGACUUAAGAAUAAAUACACUAAUAUUUAAAUUAAUGCUAAUAUGCAAAACGUACUCAAGGUUUGAGAUAAAAGAUAAGUUAGAUUCAAACAUUAAAAAGAGUAUGUGAUCAAGAAAUAAAAAAACCAACUAUAAUUAUAGAUAAUGAUCCUGAUGAUGAAGUGAUAAAUUUUGAUGAAGAACCAGAAGAAAUAGUUUAUUAUUAUUUUGAAGAAGAAGAUAUUGAAACUCCUCCUGAUUACAUUUAUCAUGAACCUUAGCAUUAUACAUAUCCAACUUAUUAGGAUGAAACUAAAAAACCAUAAAAAAAAUAAGUUAAGAAGAUAGUGCCAAAAGAAAUAGUUGAAGAAAUUAAAGGAAAUAAGAAAUAUGUAGCAUUAGGACAUGAAAUCGAAGGUGAAGGAAAGGAGAGUGUUGAUGAAUAAUAAAAUUAAUAAGAAGAGGCAGAAUUAGUAGUGUAGGCAGCUAAAGUUAGUAAGAUUGAAGGUCUAAAUAAUGAUGAAGAUGAUAGUGAAAAAACAGAUACUGAUAAAGUUAAAGGUGAAGGAGAAUCUAAAGAAUAAAAAAAUGGAGAGGAAACUCAAGAAAAUAAGGAAACAGAAUAAUAAUAAGUAAUAGUUGAAACUCAUGAUAAACCAUUAAAAUAAGUUGAAUCAGAAACUAAAGAAAAUGUGACUGUUGAUGAAUCUAAAAAUGGAAAUGCUGAUGAAGAUACUACCGAAGUUAAAGUUAACACUAAUAAUAAGACUGAAGAAACUGUUGAUGAAACCAUCGAAACAAAAGAUACAAAUAAAAAAGAAUCGACUGAGGAAUCAUCAUAAGAAUCUUCAGAAACAGUAACCACUCAAAAAUCAGUUUCAAGUACAUAGGAAAAAUAAAAUACAUAAUCAGAAACAAAGGUAGAAGAUGCUUCAGAUGAAAAUUUAGAUUAAAAAUCUACUUAAGAUGGCAAUAAUUAAACAACAGAUAAGGAUGAAGAUAUAGUUGUUGAUAAUGAAUCUAAAAGUUAGGAUGAUAAAAAAGAUGUUUAAAUUGAAUAAUCAAAGGUUGAAAAAGUUGAUGAACAUAAAAAUGAUGAUUAAAAAUAAGAGGGUGAAGUAAAAUAAGAAGGCGAAUAAAAAGAACAGGGUGAAGUGAAAUAAGAAGGUGAAGUAAAAGAAGAGAGUGAAGUGAAAUAAGAGAUUGAAGUGAAAUAAGAAGGUGAAGUAAAAGAAGAGAGUGAAUAGAAAGAAGAAGGUGAAUAGAAAUAAGAAGGUGAAGUGAAAUAAGAUGGUGAAUAGAAAUAAGAAGGUGAAGUAAAAGUAGAAGGUGAAGUAGAAGGUGAAGUGAAAUAAGAAGGUGAAUAGAAAGAAGAAGGUGAAGUUAAAUAAGAAGGUGAAGUUAAAUAAGAAGGUGAAUAGAAAUAAGAAGGUGAAGUUAAAUAAGAAGGUGAAGUAAAAGAAGAAGGUGAAUAGAAAUAAGAAGGUGAAGUGAAAUAAGAAGGUGAAGUGAAAUAAGAAGGUGAAUAAAAAUAAGAUGAAGAUCACAAAAAAGAAGCACCUAAAAACUAAGAUGAUGAAAAGAAUUAAAAAAAAUAAAAGUCUAGUGAUGAUCGAUCAUUAAAAAUAUAAUCAUUAAGAGAAGAUCCCAAUCCAAAUGAACCAACAUAGUUUUAACCACCAAAACAUAGAGCUAAUUCAGGUCGUGUUUAAGAAAGAAAAGUUGUAGCAGUGAAUACAAAAUACUAGCAUUCUGAUUUUGAUGGUGAACCUACUGAAUAAUUUGAAUUUAUUGAUAGAGCAUUACUUCAAGACUCUUCUGAAUAUGGAUAUGGAUAUUGGGUGAGAUAUGCAGAACAUGGAGUUAAGGAGCAUAUUAGAGAAGAUGGAGAAUACUAUUUCUUAUCUAGAAUGACCAUAAACGAGGAAUAUGAAGAUUUUUCAUUUUAUGGAGACAGAGCUUUGGCAGUAUUCAUGUUUGAUAAUUCUUUUGUAUUCAGCACAUAUGAUACUAGUGAGAAAUUGAAGACAAAAGAUAAAGCAGUAGUUUUAAAUGAAAAUAUGGAUAGUAUGUGGUAUUUUGUUAUGUUCUCUUACAGUAAUCCAUUAAGAAAAGCUGUGGGUUAUAUUGUGAGUUAUGGGGAAGGCAAUGGAAUCUAUAGAGUAGAAAUAGAGGCUACACACAUUCCACCUUCAUAUAUAAAAAUCAUAUUUGGUGGUAAGCACUUGGGUUAUAAUGGAUUAAAUGGACAAUUUGCCAAUAUUUUCUUUGAUAUUGAUGCUCCAGCUUUUGUAGAUGGAGAUGAAGCAUUAGAUGAAGUCUUGAAAACUUUGAGUAAUCCUCCUUAAAGUGUACCUGCAAUGAUUGAUGAAACUGUUAUAUAGAAACCUAAACAUUUGAAUGGAAAUGAUAAAGGGGAACAAUAUCAUUUUGAUCCACAAGAAUCUUAAUUAAUUAUAGAAGAAUAUGCUGUGGGUUUAUGGUUUAGAUGGAUAGAUGAUUUAAAAGUGGAUGAACCAAAUACCUUUUAGAUAAUUAAUUUGAGAUCAAACAAAGUUAAAACUGCAGGAAAAGGAGUUUUAGGUGAUAGAGCAUUAGAAAUACAUCAUACUUAUGGUGGUGGUGCUAAGAGUACAAUAUAUUUUAAUACCUAUACAAUUAAGGGUAAUAGAGCUAAAGGAUAACCUUAUUUAUCAAAGACUGUUGAAAGUGUUGAAUUCAUUUGGACUUAUGUAUAUUUUGGAUAUGAUAAUGAUGGAGGACGUGCCUAUGGUGCAGUGAUUAAACCAGGACUAGUAGGAGAAAUCAAAUAUGAAGGUAUCUAACACAAACUAGUCAACAGUUUGAGUGUUACUUUAGGUGGUGAUAAUGUUAUAUCUCCAUUUAAUGGUAUGAUUGGAUAUGUUGGUAUUUAUCUUGGAACAGGAGCAUACAGAGAAGGAUUAGGAUUUGAAAUGACAUUUAAUUAUGGUGAAGGAGUUAUGGGAGUCUAUUAAGUUGGUAAACCAGUCACUUAUAUUGCAGGAGAUGCUAAUUAAGCCAAAUAUGUAGCAUAUGAUGCUGCAGAAAAUGUUGUGGAUAAGAUUAUUAUUCAUAAUGAGGAAGGAAUGAGAAUUAAUGGAUAGAGUGAAUAUGGUUUUGGAUUAUGGACUAGAUGGUUGAGUACAUUGCCUAAAUAUUUGAAUAAGAGAGCUCCAAUACAUACUAUUGCUAGAAUGGGUACUUAAGGUUAUGUUAUUGAAUCUAUUGAUGGUAAAUUAGUAAGAUCUAAUGCUAACAGACCAAAUACUCCUAAAGAUAAUACUUUAUCAAUAUCUUUAACUCCAGAUUCUUAUGAAUUUUAAACAUUGGAGUUGAAAGAUGAUAUUGAAUUUUCUUAAUUAGAAGGACAUUGGAAUUAUGUCUACUUUGGAUAUAUUCGACAUGGUGAUUAGGGAUUAGCUAAGGGUUAUGUUUAAUUUGGUGUUGAUGGUGAAGUUGAUGAAGUUAUCUUUGAUACUUUCCAUGAUUAUUUACUUGAGUAUGUAGAAUUCAUUGUUGGCAAAACAUCAGCUCCAUUGUUUAAUGGUGAAAUGGCAAGAAUAUCAUUUUCAUUUGGACCUGGAUCAUUUAUACACACAAUUGAAACUUUGAAAAUCUUUACUUAGAAUACUCUUCCAGAAAAGGCUUAGAUUCAUCCAGUAGCAAGAUAAACAUUACAAUUAGUAGGAGCACCUUAAUAAAUUAAAGAGGAGCCAAUUUAGUUUGAAUUUGACAAGUAUUAAGGAGCAGAAGAAUAUGCUAUUUCUGGAUGGGUUAAAUGGAAUGGUCCAUUAGUUACUGGCAAAGUAUCCCAUCUAAUUACAAUGGCUUAAAAGAGAUUAGAGGAUUUAGAUGGUAAAAAUGAAGAAACUUUACAAAUAAUCAGAGGAGAUUAGGCAUUUACUUUCGUUACUUAUAGUCAAAAUUUAGGUGAAUACAAAUUAGUUACUUAAGAUGAAGCUUAUGGAGAAUAUGCUGAUUAAUGGACAUAUAUUUAUUAUGGAUUUUCUUAAUAGAAACAGUAAACUUAUGGUUAUUUGAAAUAUACAUUUACAGAAAGUGAAUUUAGAUAAGAAAAAGUUAAUCAUUUUUAUUUGGCUGUGUUCUCAGUAUUAAUUUAAGAGAAAUAACAAUAUACAUAAUUUAUUGGUCAAAUUAAAACAUGGGUUAUUAAUAUUGGAGAUGGAGCAUUCAGAGAGGGAGGAUUUGAUGAAAAUGAAAAUAUUAAAGUUCAUUUUGGAUUCAUAAGUGGAACUGAUCAUAUUAAGUUACAAUAAGCUGGAUAAGAAGCACAUCAUGAAGAGACUAUUUUAGAAUGUUCAUCAUAAAGUGAUGAAGUACCUUUACAUAUAGAAUUCUAAUAAAGUGAUAAGUUACAUUUACAUGGUGUUAGUGAAUAUGGUUAUGGCUAUUGGGUUAAAUUCUAAUAUUUUGCAAAUAAGAAUACUAUAUAUAGUCGACCAUAAUUAAUGGGGUUAAGCAGACUUACUAGCAAUCAAGAUUAUAAAGAUUUUGAUAAUCCAGGAGACAGAGUUCUUUUGGUUUUAUUAGGAAAACAAUCCUAUCAUUUUGGAACAUAUGAUGUCAUCACUAAAUCAAAUAAUGUGGCUGGAGAUAUUCCUUAUUAAAUUGACUCUGAAAGUGAAUGGACAUAUAUUUAUUUCAGUUUUAAAAGAAUUUCUUAAACCUAAGGACAUGCNUUGGAUAUAUUCGACAUGGUGAUUAGGGAUUAGCUAAGGGCUAUGUUUAAUUUGGUGUUGAUGGUGAAGUUGAUGAAGUUAUCUUUGAUACUUUCCAUGAUUAUUUACUUGAGUAUGUAGAAUUCAUUGUUGGUAAAACAUCAGCUCCAUUGUUCAAUGGGGAAAUGGCAAGAAUAUCAUUUUCAUUUGGACCUGGAUCAUUCAUUCACACAUCUGAAACUUUGAAAAUCUUUACUUAAAAUACUCUUCCAGAAAAGGCUUAGAUUCAUCCAGUAGCCAGAUAAACAUUAUAAUUAGUUGGAGCUCCUUAAUAACUUAAGGAGGAACCAAUUUAAUUUGAAUUUGACAAGUAUUAAGGAGCAGAAGAGUACUCUAUUUCUGGAUGGGUCAGAUGGAGUGGACCAUUAGUUACUGGCAAAGUUGCUCAUCUCAUAACAAUGGCUUAAAAGAGAUUAGAUGAUUUAGAUGGUAAAAAUGAAGAAACUUUACAAAUAAUACGAGGAGAUCAAGCAUUUACUUUCGUUACUUAUAAUCAAAAUUUAGGUGAAUACAAAUUAGUUACUUAAGAUGAAGCUUAUGGAGAGUAUGCUGAUUAAUGGACAUAUAUUUAUUAUGGAUUUUCUUAAUAGAAACAGUAAACUUAUGGUUAUUUGAAAUAUACAUUUACAGAAAGUGAAUUUAGAUAAGAAAAAGUUAAUCAUUUUUAUUUGGCUGUGUUCUCAGUAUUAAUCUAAGAGAAAUAACAAUAUACAUAAUUUAUUGGUCAAAUUAAAACAUGGGUUAUUAAUAUUGGAGAUGGAGCAUUCAGAGAGGGAGGAUUUGAUGAAAAUGAAAAUAUUAAAGUUCAUUUUGGAUUCAUAAGUGGAACUGAUCAUAUUAAGUUACAAUAAGCUGGAUAAGAAGCACAUCAUGAAGAGACUAUUUUAGAAUGUUCAUCAUAAAGUAGUGAAGUGCCUUUACAUAUAGAAUUCUAAUAAAGUGAUAAGUUACAUUUACAUGGUGUUAGUGAAUAUGGUUAUGGCUAUUGGGUUAAAUUCUAAUAUUUUGCAAAUAAGAAUACUAUAUAUAGUCGACCAUAAUUAAUGGGGUUAAGCAGACUUACUAGCAAUCAAGAUUAUAAAGAUUUUGAUAAUCCAGGAGACAGAGUUCUUUUGGUUUUAUUAGGAAAACAAUCCUAUCAUUUUGGAACAUAUGAUGUCAUCACUAAAUCAAAUAAUGUGGCUGGAGAUAUUCCUUAUUAAAUUGACUCUGAAAGUGAAUGGACAUAUAUUUAUUUCAGUUUUAAAAGAAUUUCUUAAACCUAAGGACAUGCAAUGGCAUUCACUCAUUAUAAAGAUACAACAUCAGGCAUUCAAAUGGAUGUGAUGCACUCAUUAUUAAAUAACUAUUUGUAAUUGACUGUUGGUAAUGCAGGAAAAUAUUAUUCAAAUUUUAAUGGAUAAAUAACCACAAUCAGAUUUAAUCUUGGUCCAGGUGCCUAUAUUGAUAACAAAUAAGGUUUGUUAUAAAGAAUUAAAAAUAAAGAUGUUAUGCCUGAUAUCUUGGCUCCAUCCAAAAAGUAUGAGGUUUUGAUUGGAAAACAUGAUGUUACAAAGAUCGAAGAGGAUUAACACAUUACACACAUAAAUGAAGAGGCUAGAGAAUAUUCAAUUUAAUUAUGGUUCAGAUGGUUCAAAUUACCAGUCAAAACUUAAUAACUUAUCUAUAGAUUCACUUCUUCAAAUCCAGAUUCGUUAGGAGAUGCAUAAAAAAUAGGAGAUAGAACUUUGGCUCUAUUCCAUACAGAUGGUAUAGAAUUCAGUACUUAUAAUUUAAAUCCCCUAUCUUUGUAGAACACAUAUGAAGCAAUGAUCCCAUAACAAUAAUUAGAAGUUUGGACAUUUGUAUAUUUUGGUUAUUCCAAACAUCAUUAGAAAAUUAGUUACUAUUUAUUAGCUGAUGAUGAUGAACAUAAAGGUUUAGAAUAAGCUUUACAUGCUGUUUCCACUAACUAUUGGUUGUUCUUAGUAAAGGAUGCAAUGACAAAACCAUUCGAUAGUAGAUUAGCUUAAGUUAUAUUGAAUAUAGGAGAUGGCAGUUAUAGAGAAGAUAACUUCAACACUCUUUAAGUUUAUUUGGCAGCACCUAAAUUGUUUAGUUCUGAUAGUAAAUUCGAUUGGGAAGCAGAUGAUACUAUAACAUUGGUUUCAGGGGAUCCAGAAAAAUAAGGUAUGAAAAUUACAUUCUCUGAACCUGAUAGAAAAAUAGAGAGUGUUUAGGAAUAUUCUGUUGGUUUAUGGACUAGAUUCUUGUAAGCAUGGCCAGAGAGAUAAUGGCAUACUCCAUCUGAAAUGUAGAUCUUAAGAUUAACUUAUAAUGAUGAAGUAGAUCAUGGAAAAAUUGCUAUUGGAGAUAGAGUUCUAAAUGCAUUGGUUGUCUUAGAUAAUUAUUAAUUUGGUACUUAUGAUUUGAAUGAUGAUGCUCCUAAUGAAAUAAGCACUAUUCCUUAUAAUCAUUUGGAAGGAAGAUGGCAUUAUAUAUAUCUUGGUUAUAAGAGAUAAUUGUAAUAAGCAAACUACUUUGUAUUUGAUGGAGAAGAAAUUAAACAUGCUACAAAUGAAAAAUUAUUACAUAAACCACUUGGAGAUUAUAUUCAUUUAAUUUUGGGAGGAGAAAAGGAUGUAGCUCCAUUCUAAGGUCUAUUUACUGAAGUAGCAGCUCACUUUGGAGUUGGAUCAUUCAUUUUAUCAGGUGAAGAAUUAAUGAAAUCUAUUGAUACUAGUUUUGCUUUACCUUAAGAAUUAACUGUAGAUUAUAUCCAUAAACAAAAACAUGGUUAACAAUAAUUAAUUGGUGAAAGUGAUAAUAAUGAAGGAAGUGAGAGUACUGGAGAUACUUGGAGUGGUGUAGGAGAAUAUGCUAUUUCUGGUUGGUUUAAGAUUGCUGAAACUUAAGUUAAGAAAGAAGGAGAAAUUAAUUCACCUUGCUAAAUAUUAUUUAGAAUUACUAAUAAUGAUAAAGAACAUUUAAGUGAUCGUAAAUCAUAGGGUGAUAGAGCAUUACAUGCUUAAAUAUGUACAAGUGAUACAGUUAAAUUGAGUACAUAUACAAUGAAAGGACUUAAAGAUUGGAAUGAGGCUAAAUUCUUAGAGGAGAAAGUUGAACUUGGAAAUUCAAAGAAAGCAUGGGCAUAUUUAUAUAUGGCUUAUAAUGAAAAUGCUGGUGAAGUUCAAACUUUAUUACAUCUAUUUGAAGAAGAUAAACCAGUUAUUUUCAAAGGAGUUUAACAUUUUGUUCCUCAUUUUAUAGGAAUCUAUGUAGGUAAGGAUCCACAUAGUAGAAGAUUUUAAGGAGAAUUAUAAAAAUGGGUAGCUCAAUAUGGUUAAGGAGCAUUUGUUGAUGUAAUGAAGAAAGGUUAUGAAGAUACUUUACCUAACUUUAGACAUAUUCAGAUUAAUUAAAAAUAUUUAUGGUUUGAAAAAGAAGAUAGAAUUAUUUAAGCACCUGAAAAGGUAGAAUAAACAUUUACUUCAGAAACAGAAUCAGUUGAUGAAUAUGCAGUUGGUGUUUGGACAAGAUGGUUAAUAGCAUUCCCUACUACUUUAACUGAUAGAGCAGAUGUUCACACUAUAUUCAGAUUCUCAAGUACUCGUCAAUAUUAAGAUAAGAGUGAAUUAGGUAAUAGAGUCUUAUCUGCCUUCUUAACAAAAGGAAAUUAUGAAUUUAGUACAUAUGAUGCAUCUAAACCUACUAAUGCAGUUGAUGCAUAAUUACCUUAUGAAAAUAUUGAAGGUGAAUGGACUUAUGUUUAUGCUGCUUAUAAGAAUAAGAAUUUCUAUGGUAUGGUCUUAUUUAAGGAUCAAUAAAAGGCUGCCCAUUUAAAUAUUGAAGUGACUCAUCAAGUUUUAACUGGUUAUGCUCAUUUUGUUUUAGGAGCUAAUGAAUUUGGAUAUAAAGCAUUCCAUGGAUGGUUCUAUGAUCCAAGAAUAUUUUUAGGUGCUGGAAGCUACAUCAGUGAAUCUUAAAAAGUUGUAGAGAUGAUUCAUAAAUUACACAGAAAAUUACCAAUUACACCUUAAUAAGCAGAGGAUUUCAAAUGGCCAGUAUCUUUAUUGGAUACAACUAAUCAAGAUGAUCUUGAUUCUAAAAAGGAUAAAUUGAAUUUUGAAUUUACAGACAAAGCAGAAAUGUAAUCUUAUAGUAUUGGAUUCUGGUUCCAAAAUGCCAUGUUACUUCCUGAAAUGGAAAAUGAUUUCACUGCUUUAGUUAGAUUAACUACUAAUGGACCAGAUCUUGCAGCUGAUGAUAAGUUUAUUGGAGAUAGAACCUUAGCUCUCUUUACAAAAACAGAUAAAUUGAUGGCCAGUACUUACACAAUUAAAGAUCCAUCAUUUGAACCAUUGUCUCAUACUUUUGAUAUUAAAGAACAUUAAUGGACUUUUGUGUAUUUUGGAUAUGAGAAUCAUCAUGCUAGAGCUUAUGUACUCACUCCUAAAGGACCAACUGAAAAGAUUUUCAUUGCUUAACAUAUUAUUCCUAAUACAUUUUACUUAAGAGUUGUUAAUGAUCUAGGCCAUCCAUCUUUUUGGGUAAAUUAUAAUUGUUAUAUUUAUAGGGUAAAAUAUAUGGAUUGAAGGCUAAUUUUGGUGAAGGUAGUUAUCUUGAAAAUCCUCUAGAAUUAAUUGAUAAAUGGCCAUAUGAUCCAAAGUAACAUUCUGAUAUUGAUAAAUAAGGAGAAAAAGUCUUAUGUAUUUAUAUAUAUUAUAAUAAUAGCUAUUAAUUCUGCUAAAGUUACAAAAUAAAAGAAUGAUGAUGCUAAAGAAUGAG
Messenger RNA from Paramecium primaurelia, 10015 nucleotides. NCBI's taxonomy places the organism in Eukaryota, Ciliophora, Oligohymenophorea, Peniculida, Parameciidae. The record is from the annotation of a GenBank genome assembly.